This is a messenger RNA of Toxorhynchites rutilus septentrionalis, 5121 nucleotides long. RefSeq lists its product as uncharacterized. Lineage: Eukaryota; Metazoa; Arthropoda; Insecta; Diptera; Culicidae. The transcript is spliced from 9 exons. The coding region runs from base 228 to 4799 and encodes 1523 amino acids. Gene Ontology annotation, molecular function: protein kinase activity; ATP binding. Gene Ontology annotation, biological process: meiotic sister chromatid cohesion, centromeric; protein phosphorylation; mitotic spindle assembly checkpoint signaling. The record is from RefSeq and is a predicted model, not a curated record.
GAGGUUUCACGAACAGCAGCGUUCAUUUGCACCAGCGGUGAAUCCAUCAAUGUUUAAAGUUUGAAAGAGCGCGUACCGUUUCGUUUUACAUUUUGUUUUCAAAACGAUUGGUGAUAAAUCGAACGGUUAUCGUUUACGUUGUAUGCUAUUGGUGUUUUACUUAGUUUUUAUAUAAUUGGAUUGGUUUUUGAAGACGCUAGAUUCUGAAUUACAAGAAACUAUAUGAAAUGGAGGAUCUCGAAAGAACGAAGGAAAAUAUACAGCCGCUGCGUAGCGGUCGGAAUAUCGAACAACUGGAGAAAGCUCUUCACUCAGAUGCACAGCUUAGUGAAGAACGAAGGUCUUUCGAACAGCGGAUUGAAAACUAUGAUGGAACGGACCCAUUGCAGCCUUGGUACGAGUUUAUUUGUUGGAUAGAACAAACGAGUUUGGCUAGUGGGAGACAGAUGGGUAACAAUGAAAUCCUGCUGAAAUGUAUUGCUAAAUUCGAGAACGACGAACGGUAUCUUCAGGAUCAUCGGUUCAUUAAAUUGUGUAUAAAAUACAUUGACACACAAUCUUCCCCUCAAGAGCUAUACCAAGAGUUGUAUGAUCGUGGAAUUGGGACACUUUGUGCGGAAUUGUACAUUGGGUGGGCUUAUUACUACGAUGCUGAAGAUAAUUUCGCGAAAACAGAGAAUAUUUAUCAAAAGGGUUUCGAUGCCGGAGCCAAACCUAAAGAAGAUAUGGAACAAGCUCAUAAACAAUUCGGAUUUUCAAUGUCCCAAAGAUUAUUGCAUAAAGAUGAAUCAUCUAAACAAAAAUUUCAAACAACUCUAGCUGAGCGACGAAAUGCUUUAACUUCGUUGAAGCCACAUAAAAAGAAGCAUGUUGGUACCCUGCGGACCGGGCUUGCAGUUAGAAGUUUUAAUCCUGGUUCCGUUAAGCAAGAAAAUGUGGAAAAUUUUUCGAAUAAUACUGACGACGUAGCCAUAUAUACGGGGUCAUCAGAUGACAAAGAAUCCGUUUUUGGUGCACAGUCGAUCAAUCAUUCGUUGAUAAAUCCUAACCGUAAUCGUGAGAAUGUGCGUGAACCAGGACCAUGGUCGAAUGCCAAAAACGGAAAGAAACAUGGACCUCUAUUCAGUGCAUCUCAUUGUCCUUCGUUUGCAAUUUCCGAGGACACAUACGAAUAUCAGCCUAUUCCGAUUCUAGUGGAAAACCUAAGUAAGGGAAUACAGUUGGAAACAAAUCACAAGAACAAAAAUUAUCCUCAGAAAUCGUUUGAUAUCACUGCUUGUGAUGACGACAAACCCGCGGGAUUUCCAAUGUAUGGCAAGAUUUCUUUAUACUGUCGCGCUCCCAAAUAUGACUUCAGCCCAGAGGAGCUGCACGGUUAUCAUUAUUUUAGAAGACGUCGAAUUUACAAUAAAAUGACGGAGCACUAUGACGACAUUUGGGGAGAAAGCACCGGCAUUCGUUUACAUCCGUAUCAUGUACGCCAGUAUAAAUUCAAUCCAGGGAAUGAUUUAAAAACGGAGAAACCAACAAUUGAUGGCAGCGUAGAAGGAUUGAGAACCAAGGUCAAAGACAUGUAUGCAGACAUUGAAGAGUUAUCGAUGGAGGAACUACGUCUUCAAAAAUGGAAGGAUGGUAAAAUUAAACGUUACAUAGACACAAAAAACGACGACGAUAUGCUGCGCGUUGAUAUGGAUGAGACAGUUGUACAGGCAAAACGGGUUUCAAUUGCUCCAGCUAGAGUAAGUUUCGCUCCGCUGCAUUCUGAUCUCAGUAGGAAAUCCGUAUUUCCUCAAAAAACGAAUAUGUCUAUGAUUAGCGAAGAACAGCAGGAGGAAUUAAGCGUUGCUGGUGGUUUGAAUUUACAACAACCAGGAGACGAUAUAGGCAAGGAAACAUCUAGAUAUACGGGAGCAAUAAAAAAAUCAGAUAUUUACAAGAGACGCUCAGAAGAAUCUCCAGGAAUAAAAUCUGUACCGAAAAAGAAGGUUUCCUUAGAUGCCCUCGAACAAGGUAUACCAGAUCCUCCCGAACCGAAGCAGGGUUUUAAAAUCAAAAUACCUAUAUUUUUGGAUGAAGAAGAUACCGCAAAUAACAAGGAUGGUGGUUACCUUCAAAAUGAAACUUGUUCGACACAAAUAUUCAAUAUGUUUGUCAAUACUCAAAGUACUCCGGUUGCAUUGAAACAUGGUGGAAUGAGACGAUGCGAGCAGCCUGUUCCGCAUCGCGAUCAAGGCGAAACAGAUGGUAUUUCGAAAGGCGAAAAUCAGGCCCAGGUUCAUCAGCUGAAAUUUAAUGAUGAGAAUGUAGAGCCAGCAUCUUCGACUCCCCCUAAUAUAAAUACAACAGAAGCCCAGAAACAACUGUCGACCAUCAUGGAACGCACGGAAACUAGUUCCACGUCAGUUGCUUUCAGUUCGAAAUCAUCGGUUUCCUCCCCUACCGGUGGUGAUGCAAAUGGCGAGGACAGAUGUAUGAAUGCCAGUAACGCGAAUGUGAAGUGUGGCGCGAAAAACGUUAGCCCCAUCGUAAUUCAACCAACUUUGAAUAGCGGCUCCAACGAAACGCUAGCAUUUAAAACACCUGGAACAGCGACGAAACCAUUACCAACCGGGGCUCCAAAGUUGGCGGAAUGUCCCGUUGAGGUUUUCAAACCAGUUCCGGUUCCAAAGACUUCAUCCAAUGAUCUUUUCAUAAUCCACGUGGACAGUACCGAAACAAUGGCGAAGAUACCUCUGGUUUCCAAAAGUGCUAUAGCUCAGAAGGUGCCCAAUGGACCAAUUGAGGAUAAAGAGAACAAACAACAUUUCCCCGAGGCAACAUACAUGCAAUCUGAGGACACAACAUCGCGAACAACUACAAAUUUGCUUCGCAAGAACAUUUCGCAUCUCCCGCAAGGUGAGUUGGAUGUCAAUUCGAUAAUGUCCUUCAAAAUGGCAACAGAGCGUACAAACACUGCACCGUUGCCCCUCAUUAAACAAGUAGAGUCUUUGAAGCAACCAGCGCGGCCUGAUGAUUCCUUGUUUGAAUUGCUAGCUAAAACACCAUCUCCAAAGGCGAAAAAGAUUCAACAAUUGGAGAGCGCUUCGAACGAAAACGCGAAGAAAAUCGACCAUCGGAUGAAUUCUCCAUUCGAUUUGGCUGUCUUCCAAAAAACACCCGAGAAAAAGUUAAAUGCACCAAACAUCCAUCUCAAGGAACAGAAUGUGCCCUCUUUUUUGCCAACCAAACUGAUGAUCGACCCAACCAAUUACGAUAACGCUUCGAAACCAAUCAUCAUACAAAGCGUGAUGGGACAGAUCAAUCUAGCUGAUUUUCCAUCCCCUAAGAACAGGCAUUCGAUAGAGGAUAUGAACACAGAAAUCUUUUCACUGGACAUGAAUAACAUAAAAAAUUCAACUUUGCUGCCAGAAUUUAGUUUGGACAUACCAGGAAGGGUUGCAAUAGAGAUAAGUCCCGGCGACAAAAAACCCACAGGAGUAUUGGAUUACGACAUCAGCAUGAGCGAGCUCGGAAUGAAAAAAAUGACACUCACCGAUAAAAAUGGGAGCGACCCAUUCAAAAAGCCGGCGCCUAUUUUCAAAUCACCGCCAUCAGUUAUUGAAAUCAAUGACGGAGAUUCUGACGAUCUAGGCAAAAGCAUUUAUGUUCCUAAACAACCAAUUUCCAACGAGUUGCAGACUAAAUGGGAGGAAAUUGAUGAACAUUUUAACCCAGCCAACAAUGAGUAUAUGAAGAAGGAAGUGGAUCUGGAUGGAACGAUGCAGUUUAUCUAUCACCAAACUCAUUUGGGUGAGAUGGAUCCUUUUGACACCAAGCUUCAGGAGGCAUUUCUGGAGAAACUGGAUUUCAUGAGCUACAUUGAGGAGCUCCCGACGUGCGUCCUGGUGAAUAAAGUUCAACCGCUGUCCAAAGGGAUGGUUACAAGUGUGCGCGAUACCAAAUUUACUGUGAUAAAGAAAAUUGGCGAAGGGACGUUCGGCACCGUUUACAGUGGACGCAAUCAAACCAGUGGUGAAAUUAUGGCGAUGAAACAGGAACGACCUGCCAAUCUGUGGGAGUAUUAUAUUUGUUUAGAACUAAGAUGUCGAAUUAAUAAUGACGACAUUCUUCCAGGUCUCAUGAGUGUGGACUACGCUAUUGUCGGUAAUAAUGCCAGCAUUUUAAUAUCACCAUUCUCCAGAUUCGGAAAUAUUCUGGAUGUGUGUAAUACUGUGAAACGGGCGACUAACAAGAAUUUUGAUGAAUUCAUCGCUAUGAUAAUAACGAGCCAAAUACUUUCGAUCAUUGACCAUCUGCACAGCUGUAUGAUCAUCCACGCUGAUAUUAAGCCAGAUAACUUCCUGCUUAUGGCACCAAUUAACGUGGAUUCGAGGCUUCCUUGUGUUCAAUUAAUCGAUUUCGGAGUAUCAAUUGAUUUGAAACUAUUUCCAAAAGAUACUACUUUUACGAAGGUGGUCACAACCGAAUGUUUCACUUGCAUCGAAAUGCUAGAAAGAAGACCUUGGAAAUUUCAGCCGGACCUGUAUGGAGUUGCCGGAACAACACAUGUAAUGCUAUUCGGAAGGUACAUGGAGGUUCAAAAAGAUAUCGUCAACUGGAACAUUAAAACGCGAAUGCCCCGUUACUUCCGCAAGCCAGUGUGGGAUAAUUAUUUUACCACGUUGUUGAACAUUCGUGAUUGCAAUGAAAUGCCUAACUUACAAGCGUUGCGCGGUAAUUUACUUGCAGAAAUCGAGGAGAACGACAAGUACAUUCGUGAUAAAGUAAGCGAGUUCAACCAAGCAAUUUUAUCAGUCUAGAUUAAAUAAGUUUCGUUCCAAUGGGCAUAUGUGAAUUCAUAUAAAUAAAUUAUAUUCGCCUUUGCAUCGAUAGAAUUGCACUUUUAUUAGAACUUACGUAUAAGAACCAACAUCUAUUUUUUUUUACUAUUAUAGUUCAUGAAACAUCGUGAAAAAUAUAUUGUUUCGGUCGUGGAAAGAUAACCCUUGAAUUACCGGUUUUUUGUAGCACACGAAACAAGACUUAUAAAAGUGCCUCUUCCACACCCCUUGGAACAAUUAUCUAGUAUUCAAACCAGACUUCAUGAGUGACCGUUUUCAACUGAUUUUAGUUCAAUUUAUU